GUGGCUCGUAGAUGUCAACAACGAUCAUGUCAAAAUUCGUCGCAUGCAUCACAACCAAGAAAAACACGACGAAAACACACUGUGGCACCUCUGCAACUCAUUGUAAUCGUAAGCAGUCUCUUGGUACCUUGACGAGGCUGAUUUCCCUGUCGUAGCCGUAUAAUCACCGAGAGAACAUCUUAGACAGAGUCCUUUUUGUUGCUCGCGACUCUUUUCAUACAGCAUCUUAUCUCUGCCGUACCGCUGUCAGAUGAUAGUCGAAGCACUCAGGGCUUGGGCCUUGUUCUGUCGAAGGGUUCUACGGUUGAAGCAUGAGGGCCGGUGCUCCCGAGAUGCAUAUCUAAGAAAGCGAGUUCAAAGGUAGUUUGCCAACAGCCUCCAGUCCUCGUCCUGCAACUUAUCGCCCGUCAUGGAUCAAGUCACAUUGUCUUCUGCCAAAUUGCCCCCGCCCUUUGUUCACUUAGACGGCAUAGACAACGUCCGCACGAUACACAAAUCUUCCCAUGUCAAGAUCAGACCCUACAUUGUCUUUCGCGGCGCCGAUCCUAUAAACAUAACAGCAAUGGGGAAAAGGCAGCUUAUUGGACAUCGAAUUACCACCAUAACUGACAUGCGCUUAGACCGCCCACACGGUCUUGUUCUCAACAUCGAGGGCGUCAAAUGGGUGUACGUUGAGCGAGAAGAUGACCUGCCUGAAGAACAAACUUAUGCAGAGAUUGCUGAGAGGCUAAGGGGUUUCGAAACGGUCCCUCUAGAAGCCUUCAUCGUUGCGUACGCCGCCAUACUACAACAAUCGGGAAAUGUCUUCAGUAAUUUCUUCAAACACCUCAGGGAUAGGCCCAACCAACCAGUCUUGGUCCACUGCUCCGCUGGGAAGGACAGGACAGGGUUAGCGAUAACUCUGCUUCUAAUGCUACUCGGUGUUCCCGAUGAAGACAUCAUCAAAGACUACGCUCUUUCGAACGUUGGCCUAGAGUCUGCAUUACCGAGGAUGAUAGCAGAGUUUGAAGCUCGUAACCAGGCAUAUAUAGACCACCCUAAAGGUUUAAGGAUCUUCCUCAGCGCACUGCCUGAAACCAUCACUGCGAUUCUGCGUUGCGUGCGAGAUGUGUUUGGUGGAGUAGAGAAUUAUUUCAAGGAGCAUAUGAAAUUGAACAGUGCAGAUUUGCAUAAAAUUCGCCAGAAUUUGCUUCUGCCUUCAUCAGCAAAUUCGGGCAACCGUGACAGCCACAAUGAUUUGUAGAUUCUAUCGAAACAGCUUGAAAAUUAUAUAAUAAAUAGUCUUGUCAU
This is a messenger RNA of Serpula lacrymans var. lacrymans S7.9, 1290 nucleotides long. RefSeq lists its product as uncharacterized. Lineage: Eukaryota; Fungi; Basidiomycota; Agaricomycetes; Boletales; Serpulaceae. The transcript is spliced from 8 exons. Bases 410 to 1243 code for a protein of 277 amino acids. Gene Ontology annotation, biological process: dephosphorylation. Gene Ontology annotation, molecular function: phosphoprotein phosphatase activity. The record is from RefSeq and is a predicted model, not a curated record.